AUGAGAGUAUAUUCUCUGCCACUCCUGGCGACCGCCGCUGUGGCGGUCCUGUAUGCCGACUACAUUCUAGCUCCCUCUUCAAGAACUCUCACUCCCCCUACGAUCUAUCAAACGGAGGGCUCUGUGUCGCACGCACCCUCGUUACUGCACAAAAACAGCACGACCCCAACAACCUUUCACGGAAAAUCCUCCGUCACUUUCGAUUUCGAAAAGAACAUCGCCGGACUCGUCUCCCUUAAUGUCGCAAACGCCUCCACAUCCGACGCUUAUCUCGGCGUCACCUUCUCAGAGUCUAGCCUCUACGUGAGCAGCGAAGCCUGUGAUGCCACUGCCGAUGCCGGCCUCGACAGCCCUCUCUGGUUCAACGUCGGCUCGGGGUCCGGUGAGUACACGGCGGAGGAAAUGCAUGUCCGAGGCGGAUUCCGAUACAUGACGAUCGUGAGCAACACGACGGCAGACAUUUCUCUGAACAGCGUGACGGUCAACUUCACCGCCGCGCCGAAACAGGAUCUCACGGCGUAUACAGGGUACUUCCACUGCGACGACGAACUGCUCAAUCGGAUCUGGUACGCCGGCGCGUACACCAACCAGCUCUGCACGAUUGAACCGGAGAUGGGCAACGCGCUCGUCUGGUUUCAAAUCAUCAACAAGACAGAGACCAUCGAGCUGCCCGAGACGGUCUCCUGGUGGAACAACUACACCAUCUCCAAUGGGUCCAGCGUUCUCACGGACGGCGCGAAACGGGAUCGUCUCGUCUGGCCCGGAGAUAUGUCCGUGCAGCUGGAAGUGGUGGGCGUCAGUACAUAUGAUCUGUAUAGCAUGCGCAACGCGCUCGAGCGGCUGCUUGUGCUGCAGAAGGAUGACGGACGACUUCCGUAUGCCAGCCCGCCGUAUGCCGAUACAGUCAGCUUCACGUAUCACUGCCAGAGUCUCAUCGGGAUUUACUUCUACUACCUGUACUCGGGCGACCGGGCGUGGUUGGCGCGUCAUUGGGACCAGUUCAAGCUCGGGGUUGACUGGGCCCUGGGAAGCGUUGACGAUACCGGCCUGGCGAAUAUCACAGCCAGCUCUGACUGGCUGCGAUUUGGAAUGGGUGGACAUAACAUCGAAGCAAACGCCAUCCUCUCCUACACCCUCCAACAAGGCCUAAUCCUAUCCACACUCCUCAAUGACACAAACCCCGUCCAAAACUGGACCCGAACCGCCUCUCACAUCAAAACGUCCGCGAACUCCCUCCUUUGGGACGCUUCCGCAGGCCUCUACCGCGACAACCAAACCACAACCCUUCACCCCCAAGACGGCAAUGUGUGGGCCAUCAAAGCCAACCUAACCAACUCGACGCACCAAACACGCCAACUCACCCGCUCGCUCCGGUCCCGCUGGGGUAAAUACGGCGCCCCAGCCCCGGAAGCCGGCGCAACCGUGUCCCCCUUCAUCAGCAGCCUAGAACUGCAGGCACAUUUCCUCGCCAACGACGCACAGUCGGCGCUCGACCUCAUGCGCCUCGAAUGGGGCUUCAUGCUGGAUGAUCCGCGCAUGACGAACUCGACCUUCAUCGAGGGGUACAGUGUCAAUGGAUCCUUGCAUUACGAGCCGUACGCGAAUGAUCCGCGCGUGUCGCAUGCGCAUGGGUGGGCGACGGGACCGACGAGUGCGUUGACGCACUAUGCGGCUGGGUUGAGGAUCACGAAGGAGGCGGGUGCGGAGUGGGUGGUUGCGCCGCAGCCGGGGGAUUUGAGGAAUGUGGAUGCCGGGUUUGAGACGGUGAAGGGGAAGUUUGGGGUGAGGUUUGAGAGGGAGGGGAAUGGUACUAGUAGUGCGUAUCGGAGGUUCGAGUUUAAGACGCCGGUGGGCACGUCGGGUGUGGUGAAGUUACCGGGCGUGCACGGGUCGUUGGUCAGUGUCAAUGGGACAGUGGUGAAGCUGAGGAAUGGGGAGGCGAGUGGGUUGAAGGGAGGAAGUUGGAGAUUGGUUGGUGAUGCUUGA
Aspergillus affinis is the source of this 1986-nucleotide messenger RNA. RefSeq names its product putative alpha-L-rhamnosidase A. Bases 1 to 1986 code for a protein of 661 amino acids. The record is from RefSeq and is a predicted model, not a curated record. The transcript is spliced from 2 exons. Gene Ontology annotation, biological process: carbohydrate metabolic process. Lineage: Eukaryota; Fungi; Ascomycota; Eurotiomycetes; Eurotiales; Aspergillaceae.